AUCUGGGGAGUAGGAGGAGGAGGAGGAGGAGGAGGAGUAGAAGAGAAGGAGAAGAGGGGAAAUGGAGGAAGAUGGGGAGGAGGAGGUGGAGGAGUACCUGUUCAAGGUGGUGAUAAUCGGGGACUCGGCGGUGGGGAAGUCGAACCUGCUGAGCCGGUACGCGCGGAACGAGUUCAACCUGCACUCGAAGGCGACGAUCGGGGUGGAGUUCCAGACGCAGAGCAUGGACAUCGACGGCAAGGACGUCAAGGCCCAGAUCUGGGACACCGCCGGCCAGGAGCGCUUCCGCGCCGUCACCUCCGCCUACUACCGCGGCGCCUUCGGUGCCCUCCUCGUCUACGACAUCUCCCGCCGCUCCACCUUCCACAGCGUCUCCCGCUGGCUCCAGGAGCUCAACACACAUUCGGACACGACUAUCGCGAAGAUGCUGGUCGGCAACAAAUGCGACCUCGCGAACAUCCGAGAAGUGUCGGUAGAAGAAGGCAAAGCCCUCGCAGAAGCCGAAGGCUUGUUCUUUAUGGAGACUUCGGCUCUCGACUCGACGAACGUCAAGACGGCCUUCGAGAUUGUGAUCAAGGAGAUCUACAACAAUGUCAGCAGGAAGAUCUUGAACUCCGAUUCCUAUAAAGCCGAAUUGACCGUCAACAGGGUGAGCCUUAACGGCGACGGCACAGAUGAGCAGAAACCGACGAGCAGAUUCAGUUGCUGCUAAAAGGUUCAUCUCUUGGGUGUUUAGUAUUUUAAGUUCCAGAGACCGAAGCUUCCCUUGUUGUCGGAGGUAAAAGUUUUACAUGAUUAAAUUUGGGUUUUUGGUAUUGUUAAAUUGCUGUAUGAGUAUUCAUUUUAAGUUACAUAAUAUGGAGGAGAAGUGUUGUUUCCAGAGAUGAUUCAUUUUUUCUGCUGUGUAAACAAAGUCAUGUAACUCUAAAUGGUUUAAUAAAGUGGUUAUAUUUUAGAACUUCUUUAA
Molecule: messenger RNA, 967 nt
Organism: Ananas comosus (pineapple)
Lineage: Eukaryota; Viridiplantae; Streptophyta; Magnoliopsida; Poales; Bromeliaceae
Product: ras-related protein RABA5c
Exons: 2
Coding region: 62-712 (216 amino acids)
Cellular component (GO): endosome
Molecular function (GO): GTP binding; GTPase activity
Source: RefSeq, a predicted model, not a curated record